AUUAUUUUUAUUAAUACAUAAUCGGAGACUAAAAACUUCCGAAAUGAUAUAUUCCAAUUGACGGUGCUUAUGUAACAAGCACGAACACAGGAAAUAAAUUUAUUUGCACAUCGAUCACCUCGUACGGAUUACUGUCAAAGCUUUUCGCUCAAAUCAUUGUAUGUAUCAUGACGACAGCGACAGAAGCGAGUAAAAUGCUUGAGGCAGCAUUGCAACAGAUGGAUGGCAUAAUAUCCAAUUCGGCGACUGCAACUGUGAGUAGUCAGUCGCAGACUCAGCCAGGAACUGCAACUACUGCUGCGUUGACAAGCUUUUGUGAGCGUAAUUUAAUUUCGGCAACCAAUGUCUUAUCGACAGCUAAAACCCUGGCUUUGGCACUGCAACAGGUUGGUUUAGCAGCGCCAGCUCCAGAUCCAGUUACUGCAGCAAUCAUAAGCGAUUGGCUGGAAACGCAUAUACCGCGUCAAGACUCAGAUGAACGAAUGCGUAGAUUGCAGCGCGACAAGGAAGGAUUGGCUCUACAAUAUCAGAUGCUGGCGGAACGUGUUUCCGAGCAAGCAGACAGAAUCAUUGAAUUGGAAGGACUUUUAACGGAGAAAUCGCAGCAGCUCUGCAGCAAAGAAGAGCAACUGCAGCGCCAAGUGAUUUCGCAAUCGGCCUUAGAAACACAGCAGCUUGAAUUAAUGACUGCUUUAAGCGAGUUGAAACUGCAUCGCACGGCACUUGAGUGUGAAAACGAGCUGAAUGCCACAAAUUGCAAUAUGCCCUAUGGCAGCAUGGGUAAUCUAAACCAAAAGGCCACCCCAGAUGGUCGUUUAGCUCUCAAAACUCCGCCAUCAGUCUUGCGGCAUCAGAUUAAACCACAAUUUCACAGCUUGCCACGAUCACAUGGUGGUGCCACAAAGCAAGUGCAGCGCUUGCAGUCAAGCACUAACAAUAAUAAUAACCAGACCCUUGAUGUGAAUGCCAACAGUAGUGGAAAACAACGAAAUGUGGCGUUUGCCUCUAACGAACAAAUUCUUAUCGACGACAGUUUGCUGAACGAUAGUAUUAGCCCAACUGAUGACGCAAUGUCUAUGUACUCAAGUUUUCGAUCCCAGACGCAAUCCACACCCUCGCCAAAAUUACGCGAGCGUUCCGCGCGUGGAUUGCGCAGCAUAUUAGGAAAAUUGCGGCGGAGUAAUAGCAGCAACUGUGAACUGACUGCUUUGGAAAAGGCCGAGCCAGACGAAUUUCGUCGAGGUGGCUCGCGUGCAACUGCAGGCGGCCGCAUUGAAUGGAGUGCCCAGACUCCAUUGUUCACCGAUGCUGAAAAACAUUAUAGCAGCUGGAACGCCCAGGAAGUUUGCAACUGGUUGGCGCACAUGGGUCUUGGAUGUUACCAGGACAACUGUAGAAAAUGGCUGAAAAGCGAUCCGUCGGUUUGUUUCUUCACCGCAUCCCCGAUCGAUAUCGAACGUGAACUUCAUUUGAAAUCGGUACUGCAUCGGAAGAAAAUUAUGUUGGCCAUUGAUGACAUAACAAAGAGGGAGUUUGAUGAGCUGACAAUAAAGGCUGCGAAAUUGGAUGUGGGCUGGGUGCUGCGCUGGUUAGAUGACAUUGGUUUGCCUCAAUACAAGGAUUAUUUUUUGCAAGCGAAGGUCGAUGGGCGCAUGCUGCAUCGGUUAACGCUCGAGGAUCUUUCCCAAUUGCAUGUGAGCUCAUGCCUGCACAUUGCUUCAUUGCGAUGUGGUAUUUUGUGCAUGCGCCGCUUGCGCUGGGACCCUGAAGGUCUGAUUCGUCGCUCCACCAGGAUUGUUGAACAGAGCGACGAAGCUAAUAGUCCAGAAAAGGAAAGUGUUGAUUUAUGGACCGCCCACCGAGUAAUGGAAUGGCUAAAAACCAUAGAUUUGUCUGAAUAUGCUCCAAAUCUACGCGGAGCUGGUGUCCACGGAGCACUGAUGCUUUAUGAGGAAAAAUUCAACGCCGACUUAUUAGCUGAUUUACUUUCGAUACCGCCGAGUAAAUCCCUGCUACGACGCCACUUGGCAAUGCAUUUUAAGGAGUUAGUUGGGCGUACCGUAAUACAUUGCAAACGCGAUGCCGAAGCUGCGCCCGGCUAUCUACCGCUGACGAUUACAGCCAAACUGAAACCGCCAAAGCGAUCACAGUUUACACUAAAACGUCGCAAAAGUGCAAAGGGACAAGCUGAGGUCGAUUGGACAGAUUUAGUAUGCCCGAUGAACAUGGUUGUCCCUGCCAUGUCCUUCAACGUAGAGGCGAGCAAAGAUCACGAUGGCUCUUUGAGCUCUCAUUAAUCAACCCCUAAGAGCAUAGCAAGAAGUAUACUUACGAGUAACGUAUUGUUAAUUUAGUUUUAAAA
Drosophila navojoa is the source of this 2362-nucleotide messenger RNA. It is a transcript of the gene Liprin-beta, whose product is annotated as liprin-beta 1. Gene Ontology annotation, molecular function: protein binding. Gene Ontology annotation, biological process: neuromuscular junction development. The record is from RefSeq and is a predicted model, not a curated record. Gene Ontology annotation, cellular component: presynaptic active zone. NCBI's taxonomy places the organism in Eukaryota, Metazoa, Arthropoda, Insecta, Diptera, Drosophilidae.